Molecule: messenger RNA, 987 nt
Organism: Fusarium poae
Lineage: Eukaryota; Fungi; Ascomycota; Sordariomycetes; Hypocreales; Nectriaceae
Exons: 1
Coding region: 1-987 (328 amino acids)
Source: RefSeq, a predicted model, not a curated record
AUGGCGGACGAUGAGCCUGUUUCAUUUGAUGACCAUGGCGACUUUGAUGAAUUCAAGGCAUACAUCACUACUCCAGAUGUGACCCGUGAACAGCUUCUUCCACGGCUCGUUCACCCCGAAGCCGACGACGAUGACGCUGUUCACAUUGAGGUCCACAUUGGAAAGACAGCUCAAGAACUGAUUCAACACCAUCGGGAUACCACACCCAUCACGAGGAAUAGCAAAAUUCAUCCCAGGCUGUUCAUUGUCGUUGAUACAGCGGACCUGGACAAUCGGGGUGUUCUUCUUGUUGCACUUGAUGAGUACCACGGUUUCAACGACGCCGUUCGUGGUCCAAUCGAUGAGAAGCGUGACGAGCUUAUGUCGCUUUCCAUCGCGAACGAUGACUGGUAUACGGCAAAGCAGAUCAGCGACCAAGACAAGCCUGAAGCUGUGCCGAAGAAGUAUUUUGUCCUCUACAAUUUGAUUUCUGAUCAGGAUGCAUUUGACAAAGCGUUUGAGAGGCUGAAUAGAGGUCUUUCGGAGGUCAACGUGCAAGAUGAGGAGAAUGAAGAGAAUAUGGAUUCGGAUGUUGACUCUGGUGACGAGGACGGUGAAGGCAAUGAUGAUACGAACGAGCAGGAUGAAGAUGAUGAGUGGGAGGAUGAAGACGAAGACGAAGACGAGGAAAUGGGUGAAGAAGAGGAUGACGACGAGGACGAAGAGGGCUGGGAUCACUAUUACAUAGCCUUCAAGCCCGAGGUCCAAACUCUCUCCAAUGUCAAGGAUACUCAUCGAAACCGGGCGAUAGAAAACAACCAGGAUCCCAGCAUGUUUGCCAUUAUCGACAAUGAGUAUGAAAGCCAAGGGACACUUAUCAUGAGAGUUUCUCCAGAGGAUGAUUCUUUUAGAUGCAAAGGCGAUGUUGCAGGAGAGAUCUUGAGAUGGAUUUUCAUCAGCUUUAUGUCCUGGGAUGAAGCGAAGGAAUUUGUUGCAAGGCUAAACUAG